CGCCCAUCGAUCUGAGUGGAGAUAUAAGGGCCCGUGUCCACCUCUGUCCCUCAUUCUCUCACCAGAAUCUUCUCACAGCAACUCCUGCCCUGCCAGACAUCACCCGACACAUCCACAGAGAGACCAUGACCUCCACAAUGAAGAUCCGCAGCGGAGGUGUGGGAAGCUUCUCCAGCCGCUCGGCUGGUGGCAGCGUGGGGACACGGCGCCUGGUGAGCAGCUCCUCCAGCGUGUACGGUGGCGGUCUGCGAGGAGGCCACGGCAUCAUCGCCGGCGGCUGCUACGGGGGCGGCCUCGGGUACCAGAGCCACCACGGCCUGGGCAUGGGCAUGGGCCUGGGCGCCGGCAUCAUCCAGGGUAGUGACGAGAAGCAGGAGCUGCAGGGCCUGAACGACCGCCUGGCCGGCUACAUCGAGAAGGUUCGCAUCCUUGAGCAAGCCAACAAGGAGAUCGAGAUCAAGAUCAAGGAGCUGCUCAAGGGGAAAGGUCCGACCAUCAAGGACUACAGCAUGUACUACGCGACCAUCGAGGACCUGAGGGCCAAGAUUCUGGCCCAGACCCUGGAGAAUGCCCGGGUCAGCCUGGAGAUCGACAAUGCCAGGCUGGCAGCCGAUGACUUCCGUUCCAAGUGGGAGACGGAGCUGGCGCUGCGCAACUCGGUGGAGGUGGACAUCGCGAACCUCAAGUGCCUCUUGGACGAGUACAACAUGGCACGCAUGGGGCUGGAGGGAGAGAUCGAGGCCCUCCGGGAGGAGCUCAUCUUCAUGAAGAAGAACCACGAACAGGAGGUACAGGCGCUGCGAGCUCAGAUCGCCGACACGUCCAUGUCGGUGGAGGUGGACAACGUGAAGGGCGCCGACCUGGCGCGCAUCCUCGCCGACAUCCGGGCGCAGUACGAGGCGAUGAUCGCUCGCAGCCGCGACGAGGCAGAGGAGGCCUUCCGCAAGCAGCUGGAAACGGUGAAGCAGGUGUCGGUGCAGCAGAACCAGGUGACCAUCACGGCCAAGACAGAGCUGCAGGAGACGCGGCGCUCCAUGCAGGGGCUCCAGGUGGAGCUCGACUCCAUGCGCAGCAUGAUCCGCUCGUUGGAGGACACCCUCGCCGACACGGAGGAUCGCAACGCGCGAGACCUCUCGGGCUACCAGAACAUCCUGGCGCGGCUCGAGGCCGAGCUCACGUCCCUGCGCUGCGACAUCAACCGGCAGCUGAAGGACUACGCGGACCUCCUCAACAUGAAGAUGAAGCUCGAGGCCGAGAUCGCCACCUACCGCCGCCUGCUCGACGGAGGGGACACCAAGCUCGCCAACAUCACCGCGGGCCAGGCCCCGACGGUACUGCUUCCCUCGGGCGGCUCUUCCUCCACCGCCAACCACGCUGGCUUCUACACCACCGGAGGCAGCGGCGGAAUGGGUGGCAGCUCCAGCAGCACGAUGACCAUCACCCGCUCGUCCUCGGGCAGCCAGGUCAACUAGAGCAACGGACUUGCGGCACGCUGUCCACGAGAGGAAGGUGUCAUCGGUUUGCAGACCGCACGAGCCGAGGGUGACACGUGGCUUGCAUUUGCUUGAUCUUUUUUUACAUAGAAACUCUCUACAUCUCGACUCACACCGCGCGUCUCAACGGCAGCUCACACACGCGCCACAUCGGUGACACAAGGGGAGGGUGGGACCCGAGAAACGAUCAGCUCUUGUAGCUAAACACGUAAGGGUUUGUCCUGGGGUGUCCGACAGAAGUUUGAACCUUCGUGAAUCAUCAUAAUUAUUGUUUUCAAAAGACUUUAAAAUCAUGGCUAUCGCUGAACCACAAUAAUGUAAUCUGGAGUAUUCCGGAAAGUCGAUUUGACGUGUUUUUUUUAAACAUAAUUAACGAAUCUUCUAGCCCAUGUGGGAUAGUUCGGUGGCACGCAGGCUAAGUGUGUAGCUACAAGACAAGAGCUCUAUUGAUGACUACGCGUUAGGGCACAUCCGUCGGUUUUCCGUUUCUAUCCUUCCUCGAUCCGAGGGGCUGGCCAUGAGAUGGGACUCUCCUUGGCCACUGGGCUCUGUUUUUGGCCGUUCUUGCGAAGAGUUGUCCCACACCGAGCCCUGCUCCAGCAACAGCGUCAUCAAUCCCAGCCCUUCUGAGUCAGCCUUAGCCUCUGUGUCCCGUCUGAGACGUGAGUCACCAUCUUCUCCAGGAAGCCUCCGGGUUUCGGCAGGACGUAUCGCAGGAGACGUCAUCUCCGGAGCACGGCAGUAUUUUUUCGACAUCGACACGCCGAGACGUUUUGACUGAAGCGAGGGGACAUCGUAGUUUUUGUCAGCCAGGGAGAGGGUGGAGGUGUACCGUCAUUUGUGAAACUCAAUUUUAAAUACGACCAUCAAGAUGAGAGCGGUUUGUUUGUAUUAUUUUGGCCUGCGUUUUUAACGAAACCAAGAAAAGAUAUCUGAGAGUUCGGGUCAAUGCGUCUGUGGGUGUUUUCCAGUUUAAAACCCGUUCUCGCCUGCUACGACAAACUCAUCGGCAACACGCCCCAUCUCAGCAGAUUUCGGACGCCGAGCAGCGUUGAGCCUGGACAGCGCUGGCAUCGGUAACCACCACCACCACUGUGUGCAGGAGGAGGCAGUUGUGGGAAGUAGAGGGUGUUGCAUUACACUCCCCGCGACUACCACCACCAAACCUGCACUGACCAGCGUGAUGAAGUAUGGUUAAAUAACCCCCGCGGUCCGCAUGGUUAGGCCCUCAUCCAGCAGUGGAUUGGCAAUCACGGUACUGGGCGUGUACGUGUAAGAAGGCCGGUGUGAGCCGUGACGAGCACUGACGAGGGUUGUGGGAUGAGGUGUAACGGAGCCCCCCCCACCCCCCCCCCCUGUUACCCGCCUGCUUAUUUUCUGUACCGGAGAAAUCCACCCCGCCAAGACAUUGGAGCAAUAAAACGUCUGCAUGAACAAAUAUAAUGCUGUCAAAAAUGUGUGGUUUGCAACUCCUGCGUGUUGUUUGAGCAUGGCUUCAACGUGCACAUAGCCUGGCGAAUGUCGGUUGUUUGAGUAUGG
Petromyzon marinus (sea lamprey) is the source of this 3032-nucleotide messenger RNA. Its product is annotated as keratin, type 1 cytoskeletal 11-like. The record is from RefSeq and is a predicted model, not a curated record. Gene Ontology annotation, molecular function: structural molecule activity. Gene Ontology annotation, cellular component: cytoskeleton. Lineage: Eukaryota; Metazoa; Chordata; Hyperoartia; Petromyzontiformes; Petromyzontidae.